Neopsephotus bourkii (Bourke's parrot) is the source of this 3381-nucleotide messenger RNA. RefSeq names its product immunoglobulin superfamily member 2-like. The record is from RefSeq and is a predicted model, not a curated record. Lineage: Eukaryota; Metazoa; Chordata; Aves; Psittaciformes; Psittacidae.
AUGCACGUCCAGACCCACUACUGUUUCGGGUGUGCAGCCCUUGGGCAGCACAUACCCUUGCAAUGUGCUGACUGUUUGCAAGCAGACUUGAGCGCUGGCCAGCAGCUGGUGACUGUUAAGAAGGGGCCCUUCUACUGCAAGGGUUCCCAGGUCACUCUGUGGUGCAAGGUGAGCGGCUACCAGGGCCCGUCGGAGCAGAACUUCCAGUGGUCCAUCUACCUGCCCUCGGCCCCUGAGCGGGAAGUGCAGAUCGUCAGCACCAUCGACCCGUCCUUCCCCUAUGCCAUCUACACCCAGCGCAUGCGCAGCCGCGGGAUCUAUGUGGAGCGGGUGCAGGGGGAUGCCGUUCUGCUGCACAUCACCGACCUGCAGGACCGGGAUGCCGGCGAGUAUGAGUGCCACACACCCAACACUGACGAGAGGUACUUCGGGAGUUACAGCGCCAAGGUAAACCUCCCAGUGAUCGCAGACACCCUCUGUGCUUCCGUGGCACUGCAGGUCCUCACCUGCAGUGAAGGGGAUGCAGUGGAGCUCACCUGAGAGGUGGCCAAGCUCACUGCCCAGCACGCACAUCUCUCUGUUGGUUGGUACCAUCUUCAUGGAGCAGGAGAGCACUGCUCUGAGGAGGUCCUCACCCUCUCCAAGGACUUUGUCUUGAAACCAGGGCCCUCUUACAUGCAGAGGUUUCUGGUGGGAAACGUGUGGCCGAAUAAUAUUGGGAGCAUCACAUGCAAGCUCUCCAUCAAAGGAGCGGAGCUGUCUGACCAGGGGCAGCUGUACUGUGAGAAAGCUGAGUGGAUUGAGGAUCCUGAUGGGAUGUGGAAGGAUAUCUGGGAGGACACUGCUGGUGAUCAUGAGCCAGGAUAUGGGCAGAGUUUUGAACUCAUCUGCCUAGUGAGCACAAACUAUACCCUUAAGGAGGUGCCAGUGUCUGUGAGGUGGUUCUUCCAGCCCAGCCUGUCUGGUGGCCGCUACCAGGAGCUGGACCACAGCACCAUGGGCUGUGGGACUGUGCAGCCACACUUCCAGGGAAAAGCUCUGUUGACGAAGGCUGACAUCUUCAGGCUGCCCAUCCACAGCACUGUGCAUGCCAACAACGGGUUGUACCUGUGUGAAGUGGAGGUCUGGAGGAAGAGCACCCUGCUGUUGGGGCCACCAGCAGCCCCCACCAGGUACAGUCCUGUGGGGAUAAAGGUGGUGCUGCCAGGUAAGCAGUGCCUUGGGUGCUUCUUCAGCAGAGGUCUCCUCUUCUGCAAUUUUAAAUCUAUCAAACAUGAUCGGGAUUAUGCCAAGUAUAAGAGGCCCUCCAGCCCACCCUCCCUGCGCCUGCUCCCUGCUGCAUGGUGUCAGCUCGCUCUGCUCAUGGAUGGGGCUGCUGGAGGAACUGGAGGACGUGUCCCGGCCAAAGCCUCUAAGCCUGUGGAGGCGGAUAAAGCAAGCUUUGGGUGGUUACAGAAGAUCACUCUGCGGAAAUUGCUGGUGGUGCUGACACAGCCAUUGAGUGAAAACUCCCAGAGGAAGCAUCAGGAAGGACCACACUGGAGUUCAAGCUCCCAGAAGAUUUCCAUCAGCCUGCAGGCACAGACAGACACAUUUAUAUGGCAACUCAACAUAACUUUCUGCUCACAUCCUACUCCAGGGGAGGAGGUGCAGCUGGAGAAAACCAGCCGCAUCAUCUCAGCGAGGAGGGAGGGAGAAGAGGUGACGCUGCGCUGCCUGUUGCAGGGUGCCCGCCUGCUCGCCACCCGCCUCUCGGCCACCUGGUUUAGGGGCAAUAAGAGCAGCCGCAUCAGGACCCUGCUCACCCUCCAUUGCAAUGGCUCUGUUCAGUACCCCAAGGAGAGCCUGGCAGGGACACUGUACCUCUGCCACCCUGCUGCCAGUGACUUCAACUUGACACUGCACAGCGUGGAGGGGGGUGAUGCUGGGCUGUACCACUGCUGGGUACAGGAGUGGCAGCAACAGGGUGAGGGGAAGGACUGUGUUCUGCAAAUCUUGGUGUGCUCAAAGUACAUGCAGCUCAUGACCACCAUCCCUAUGGGUAAUGCUGCCUGGAUAGAAAAACAGAGAGAGAAACUCAAACUGUCUUGGGGCCUCACUCCUUUUUCCUUUUUUCCUCCAGAGUCAGCCAUUUUGUCUAGAACCUGCUUUUCCUUACCAGUGUUGAACUUCAUUCUGUACUUACCACUGGUGCUGAUCCUUCUCCUGGCCCUUGCUGUGUUGUGUUGGUACUUCAAGUUCAGAAGAAGCAAGAAGGGUAACAUUACAGGAGACCAGCUGAUGGAGCUGCAAGGGGCUGGAGGGGUUGAUAAAACAAGGGUCUGCAGUGGCAGAUAUAAUUGAAGGAGUGGAGCUGGACAGCUGAGGGGGACUGAGUACUUGCAGAGGGGAUUGUUAUCAUUAUGUAGUAGCUUUUGCAAUGAGAUUUUAUAUUUUCUUUCAGUGGAAUGAAGCAGCUUUGGAUUACUGAGCAUAUAGGGUUUUCAUAACAAGUAUUCCUCUCUCCUAGGUUAGGUACCCACCCUUUUCAGACUCUGUUCAUUGUGCGGUAUUUGAGGUCCUUGCAGUAUGUGUCUCCCACUGUGGAUGGAAGUGGUGUUAUUCCUUGACAAGUAUAAGGGGAAAAACAGUUCUUUUUGCACUGUGACACAAACGUAUCUAAUUGCUACUUAUUUUAGGUGACUUGACAAAAACUCUGUGGCUAGAAACUAGCGGCAGAACUAGAAAUGGAAUAUUGGUGUCCCAGUUUAAGGCAUUACGCUUGCCUUUGCCCACCUUUUGCUGAGGACACUUUUUUUUGCUCAUCGUUUUGCUCAGACACUGCUGUCCCCUCUUUCUGAGAGUGCCUGUGCCCAAAGAGCAUCUUCUCUGAAAAGAAAUGGUCUUCUUCACAAAACCUGUAAGAGGAACCUGAGGACUGAGCAAGGCUGGAUGGGCCUGAAGAAAGUCCAUAGCAGGAGUACCACAACCACCCACAAAAAAUGAAUCUUGUAGACCCAAUACAGGACUCGUGUGAAUUCUUGGAUCCCAGAAGGAAGAAUUGGACACAAAGACAUCUUGAAGAUGAGUGUAAAAAGACUUCCCAGCUCCUUCAUUUGGUAGGUCUGCUGUAGGAGAAGUCCAGCCUCUCAUGCCUGGACUAUCUGUGGGUCAGGAAGCUGGGACCUGGUAUUAGGUGCCUCCUUGCUGUACCAUGUAAUAAAAAAGUCAUGUGUUUGUGGGGUAGCUCCUCUGUGCUCCAGCAUCCGGCUCAGGCUCACCUUUUCAAGGUUGAGGCAUUCUGCCUCCGGAAGGCUGGCUGAUGCAUUCGAGGAAAAAAGAUUUCAAUCCAGUCCCUGUAAGUCAAGGGAUAGUCAACCCCUAGUUGUGCAAAGUGGGAAG